Aegilops tauschii subsp. strangulata is the source of this 1075-nucleotide messenger RNA. RefSeq lists its product as uncharacterized. The record is from RefSeq and is a predicted model, not a curated record. NCBI's taxonomy places the organism in Eukaryota, Viridiplantae, Streptophyta, Magnoliopsida, Poales, Poaceae.
CGAUGAAUCAAGUUGGCCAGCGGCCACCACCGCCGGUGCCGGAGCCACGCCCACCGCCGCCGACAGGGAGCUGGAUCAGGAUCUUGCGCUCGGUGGCCUCUUCAUUGGGCUUAUCUCUCCGCUCUCUCAUGGUGCUACUUUGGCGCGCAUGCCGCUUACCGGCGGGCCAAGACGAGGAGGAGCGCAAUGAUGCCAAGAACAAGAACGAGACAGGCGGCCAAGAUGAUGAGGAUCGCCUGAAGAAGACGGAGAUUGCCGCCAGGAAACGAGCAAGGCAGAAGGCCAAGAAAGCGGCCAGAAAGGAGGCCAAGGCGAAGGCCAAGAAGACCAAGAAGGAGGCCAAGGCGGAGGACAAGAAGAAGAGGCAGGAGGAGGAGGCCAUGAAGAGGAAAGAAGAGGAGGAGGCGGCCAAGGAGGAGGCCAGGAUCAGGGAAGAAGAGCAGAAGGCAGCCAAGGAGAAGGCCAGGCAGAAGCUUGCCGAGGACAAGAAAAAGGCUGACCUGGAGGAGGCCAAGAGACGGCAGCGGGAGGACGCCGAGCGGAGGAAGGAGGAGGCCAGGAUGGAGGAGGAGGACAGGCAAAGGAGGCGGGAGGAGGCCCAGAGGAGGAAGGAGGCGGACAGGAACAAGGAUGAGUAUGAGGAUGAGAAGGAUGUUCACAUUAGUUACUGGUCUCAAAAUCACAACAAGCGCAAGAAGCAGUGCCUAGGCAACAUUCCAGACGAGAUUGAUCGCCAUAACAACAAGUUUCACAAGGGAGUUGAGAUGCGAAGUUGCAGGAAGAAGGGCUGCCUUGUUAGAGCCAAUAAGAGGGACAUCCAGGUCCAUGAGUACUACUGUCAUGGUUUGAGCAAAUGAGGCCCCUGUUUGGUGCUUCUCUAGUGAGUGCUAGCAUUAGUUUUUACUCUGUUUCACAUGAGCUGUGCGCGCUAGUGUGCUGUUUGGAGAAUUUGGUACGAGAAUCUUGUGAAUGGCCUUUGGUGAUGAAUGCAUGUACGAAAAUCACUAUGACAAGCAAUGCAAUCGAAUUGCAGUAUACAUGUCAAAGCUGGAUCCAAUUCUGGGCAUGUUUUUAA